AAAUAGUUUUAUCUACUGUCCUUUGCAUCCCUGCUAAUUUCUGCUAUUCCACUUUGCCUUCCAGUCCCCCUUUUUCCUUGGACUUUCCCUCUAGUUUAUAUUAUUGUCAUUCGUUUGCUAAAUUAAUAAAACUGUCUUUAAUUAGAUGUAUACCACAAAACUUGAAUUUUUAUAAUCACCCAGCUGUCAGCAGUAACGUUAGUUAAAAAUUAUUUAACGCUUUUACUGUGUAGAUUGCAAUAAAGAAUGGAACAGUGUCUAUCCCUAAUCCUGGAAAUAGUGAUUUUUCACUUUUGAAUGCCAAAAUUAAUUUCAAACACCCUCCAUUUCCCUGUUUGGUACAGGUUAUCAGCCAAGAGGUUUAAUUUCAAUGUGAUGGGUGCUAUCAUCUGCUUGGUUUAAAACUUUUAAGAAAAUAUUCCUCAUUUGGUGCUACGUGCCUAUGUAUGUGACUUUAAUUAUUUAAAUUUCCUUUAUUCUUAUUUUUAUUGAUGCUGGUAAAGAGCUCUUAAUUCAGGAAAUUGAAACUGCCCAUGUUUUUCUUGGAUCAGAGGUGAUUACCCCCAUUCCCCAAGUGCUGUAUAAUCCUUACAGGUUUAGAGCACCUCAGUUUUUUUUUAAACUACAAUCAUCUCCUGAUAAUGCAGGGUGGCCCAAGGAAGAAAAGAUUAACUCAAAUUGCCAUCUUUCUAAGUGUUCUGACAUCACAAUCAGAUUAUAUUCUGACCUCAACACCCUCACCCUUCCUUCAGAGUGUAGGCACUGCCCUUACUACCUUCAGGACUCGAGUCUGGCUAACUGGUUUCUCUGAAUCCUUUCAUAAAGGUUACCCUGCUCUCACUCCAACAGCACCUCCAUUAAAAAUCACUUGUCUCCAUGCACUCCUCUCUAACACAGUCACACAAGCCUGCUGGAUGCUCAAGCCCUGAAACUCAAAGCUUGUAUAAUAAUAAUAAUAAUAAUAAUAUUAUAACUAGUGAAUAGAAUAUACAGUAGAUGUUCAUAUCAGUUGCACUCGUGAAAACUGUUACUCCAAGAAGCCAUACAAGAUUACCAAAAAUAAUUGUUAUCUUAAAUUUUGGUUGAUGGUGCUUGUAGGUCUUGACAUGUUGGGUGGCCUAUUGCAUCAAGGCGGAUGACUGAGGUGGAUAGUUGUGCUUGUUGGGGCUAAGGUAGAUGAUAAUUGUUGAUCUUGGGCUGAGGUGGAUGGCUGACGUCAAUGAAGAGGUGUCACUAGAUCAGGAAUUCUCAACUUUUCCUCCAUCAUUAACCCCCUCAGCUUGAUGUAUUUCUCCAUUUACCCCCUUACAAAAAAUUUAUCGCUAUCAUAAAGGGACAGAAAAACAAGGUCAGGAAAAAUUAUUCAGGUUUUGCACAAAAAUAGCAAUAUACAUUCGUAUCACCAGAAUUUAAAAAAAUAAAACAUUCUUUUUGUGAGAAAUAAUUAUACAUUAUCAAGUACAUCACAUAUUUACCCCUUGCCAUGUAAUUUUUCAUCCCCAGGGGUAAAUUUACCCCUGGUUGAGAAUCACUGCAGUAGAUAAUGGUUGUACUGGAGUUUUCAGGUAUUCUGUAAUGCAUGUCUGUUCCAUUUUACCCAUCACUUUAUAUAGGUGAUGAUAUGGCAUAAUUUCCUACAGCAGAGUGCACUUCUGAGCAAUACUGCUAGGUGUACCCUUGUCCUUCACCAGCAGCAAGUAGCAUUUUGCAUAUAUCUUGGAGUAUCACUUGUACAGGUUUGGUUUCAUCUUCAUCCUCUUCUCUACCUCCCCUCUAUCUCAGAAAUGAGCUCCUCCAACAUUUCUUUUGCAAUUUUCUCUUCUGUAUCAUCUUUUAUUAGGUUAUUUAUGUUUUCUUCCUGCAUAUCUUCAAAGCCUUCACCUGAUACUGUCCUUGCCAGAUUCCAAGUUUCUUGAAUCUAAUUUUAUUGAGGUAAAACCUGCAAAAUUAUUCCCAAUGCGGUUUUUACAUUGGUCAUUGCAUUUGCAAUAUUAAAUUUAUCUCUUAACUCGGGCACUUCACUUUCUGGGUUUUCAUCUGGUGCUGUGACGAGUUUCUGCACCACCCUGUUUAUAUAGUGCCACUUUUUAAAUGUCUUGAUAUAAUGGACUCUCAAAAUUCUGGGCAAAAUCCUAUUGGCAUUUCAGUACCCCCCCCCCCCCCUCCCAGACAGUGAACUCACCUGUAGGCCUAGUGAAGCAUAGAGGGUAGGGGGAAGUAUUGUAUUCUUUGGAGUGUUGCACUGAGAAUUUGCAUGUAACAUAGGCUGAGGCUUAUUUAUCCAACUUUUACAACAUUCAUCACCAAUUUUUUUCCAUGCAACAUUUUGUAUAAUGAAAAACAAAAUUUAACUUUAUGCAAGAGGGUAUAACAAAUGUUAAUGGGAUAAAGGUAAAAGCUUUCAAGAGGAAACUGGUUGAGUUUUUGCAGGUGGUGCUAGAGCAGACAGGUUGUAAUGACUUUACAGGCCUGCAAGUAGGAACAGUUUGGUUGGUCAGGUGGUCAACAAGGAAAUCUGGCCUAGGGUCAGGCUUCAGAAGUAGAGCUUUUGAAACUGGUCACAAGUACAUGUUUACAACAUUUCGUAAGUGUUCCUGCCACUAUCUUACACCAAGAGACAGUAACAUUUGGACAGAUGAUGAGGAUGAUGACAAUGAGGAACUAAAGGACAAAGGGGGUCGGUAUGACAGUUUUGUGCCAUGUGGCGAGAUGCUAGUAGUGAGUGUUACACUACUGAAUUCAGGCGAGGAUGGGCUGCAAGAGGACACCGCAGCCAAUGUAACACGGCAACAAAAAAUUAGAAGAGAGUUAGUUCAUACAAGAUCCAUGUCAAGUCCUGUACAGCAUGAACGAUUGCUGCUAAAGGCACUGGACAGCUCAAUAGUGUUUCCUAAUAAAAUAUCAGAUUAUUUUGAGAGCAGCCAAAAGCUGUCUGCAGAAUCCUCAUCAAAUGGGAAUUUUGGAAAUAAUGAACAUGAAAAAUUAAAGAAAAUGGCCUCUAAGUCAAGGAUAAAGCACAGAAAGCAGAAAGUGAAAGAAUCUACAGCAGCUAUAAAAUUUAAUGUGGAAAACGAAAAUCCUAACAAGAGGCAAGUUUUAAAUAACAUUUCUAGUGAUAAUUGCCUGGAAGCUUGUCAGAAGGAUCAGUGUAUACUACCCAAAGGAUUGAAGGACUCUUUACAAAGUUUCUCUUCAUGUAAAUCUAGCGUAUCCCACUCAAUCCUGGCAUUUGAUUCUGACAUAGAUAAUCAGAUUACAGAUGAUGAGUCUCAAUCCCAAAAUGAUAGAGCCAAAUCUCAGUUAUUUGAUUUGGAUAGCAUUUCUGUUGAGGUUAAUAGAACUGGUGUUAAAAAAUAUUCAGAUAUUGUACUAAAUGACAGCUUACCUUCACAGGUAAAGCCCAAGAAGAAAUCCAAAGUAUUGGAAGUAAAGAAAUGUUUGAAUAACAAAAAUAAAUACAAUGAGAAAUGUUUAGAAGAUUUUUCCAAAUCUGGAAAUAUUACUAGGUCCUACUUACAAACCUCAAAAAAAAAAAACACUGUAAAAGCUAAAAAUAAAUUUGAACUUUUUAAGGCAUCUGUUUCUCCAAAGAAGAAUUGUGAAAAGGCACACAAAAGAGCCCUUAAGAUAGAAAGUGUGUCCUCUCGAUCACCCAGUCCUGUCUUGGGUACUUCAAGGAAAAAGUCAAAGAAAAAUGCUAGUGAUGUUUUCUUUUGCCCACAGGUAACAAAUCAGACUGAAGGAAAGAUGGAAGUAAAAGAUUUUGGAUUUGAAGAUAGAACACAUGCAGGAUAUAACAUGGGAGGAGAUGAUGCUACAGAAUCGUUUGAUUUUGACUUGAGUGAGGAGUUACCUGAUUUAACAAGGCCAGAUCCAAGUUUGCAAGUGAAAAUUCUUCUCAGCAAAAUAGAUUCCAAGGAAAAGAUAUUACAAUUUGGUCUGAAGAAAGAUACCUUAGGAAUCAUUAAUUCCUCACCAAAAUUAGGAAAGGAUAUAAAAGGUGCUAAUGCCAAGAGAAAAUUAAAGGAAGAAAAAAAAAGUAGUGAUGAAAACCAUAGACGAAAGAGUUUAGAAAAGUUAUCGAAAAAUACAGAAGAAACAUACCCAAGCAAGUCAAAAUCACAUGCCGACAUAGCUGGAUCUGUUUGUCGUAGAAGUGUCCGUAUUAAAGAAAUGGAAGGCUUUUCUUCCCAAAGUGAAGCAAAAAUUAAGGAAAGUACUACCAGGAAUAGUGAAUCUGAUUCCAUAGACUUUAAUAAUGAUCAGCCAUUAAUAAGGAAAACAUUACAGAAAUCUAAACCUCAGUUUAAUGAUGUGAUUUCAGGUUGUGAUAUUUCAUCUCUGGAAUAUGUACAAAAGAGUGACCUAUUGUCAGAAAACUCUAAGAAAUCUCUUGCAAUCCUUGAAAAGUGCCAUAAAGCAGUGGAGCUGCUUAAUAAACAUACAGAUAAAGCAUUAUCUCAGGAUUUUAUAUACAAUGUUUCCCAAGACAGUAACAAUUUGCCAACAGACAUUAAAAUUAAACCAGAGACUAAAAAGUGUAAUUACAAAUCAAAGUUAUUUGCUGUCCCAGAAAAUCAGCCUAAAGUAACUGACUGGAUUACUAACACUAAAAAAAAUAAAAAUAAUCCGAGUAAUAAAGUAGACAUAUUAUCAAAGGCAUCAUCUGAUGAACAGUUCUUUGAUCAUUCUAAGACUAUGAAUUUCAUAACAUCAGUUGUGAAAAAAAUUAGCAGUGCUGAUUUAUCUCCAGAAACCAAAAAAACUUAUGAAAAUUCUUUCAGUACUGAUAUAGAUAAAGUUAGUAGUAGUACUUUAGAGGCAAGCUGUAGUGAUGAUGCAACUAGGUCUAGUGAAUCAACCUAUUUUAAAGCAAAUUUGGUUUUGUCUUCAGAAAUAAACCUUUAUGGUAAUGUUUGUAGUCAAAUGCAGAGUAAAAGUGAAUGGGACAAAAGGAGCCCAUAUGAAUGGGAACUGGAUGAACCAGAGUGCAGUUAUUCAGAGAGAACAACCAUAAAUCCAGAACACAUGAAUAGUUUUAUGGAUUUUGAAGAAAAUUUAACAAUGCUGCAGUUGGAUAAUAGCUUGGCUAAAUCACAGCAGGGACUCUCUAGUGAAGACGAGAAUUCUGUUUUAGUAACCAAUGAGGAACGGUGCACCUCUCCAUCACUUGCAUCAAAAAUCAGCAGUUACAACAGACUUCAAAAUAUGACUAUUGAGGAACUACAGAAGAGAGUAGAAAAAACUGUGCCAUAUUUGAGAAGAGUGACCAAGGAGCAAGAACCAAGCGAGAGGCACCAGGUGUGUAGUGUUUAUAUUAUUGCAUUUUCAAAUAUGGAAACAAUAUCUUUAUGCAUAUUAAUUUCUAGACCACAGAGUAUGACAGGAAAAUCAUUCAUUUUAAGUGUGAUAGAGCAAAGAUAAUAUUUACCUAACCUUGUAAAGUGCCAUUUAGAUCAGGGUAGCCACAUGAAGUGGUUUAAUUAUAAUUAA
Messenger RNA from Cherax quadricarinatus, 5493 nucleotides. Lineage: Eukaryota; Metazoa; Arthropoda; Malacostraca; Decapoda; Parastacidae. The record is from RefSeq and is a predicted model, not a curated record.